AUGGAGAUCCCAGAAGAACGAAAGGUAAAAUUAGUGGCUUACCGACUCAAAGGUGGAGCUUCAGCUUGGUGGGAAUCUGUUUGUAUGAAUCGAUCUCGUCAAGGAAAGCCGAAGGUCGAUAGGUGGGAAAAGAUGAAGAAGCUAUUGAGAGCCCGUUUCUUGCCAAACGAUUAUGAACAGUUUUUAUUCGGGCAGUACCAGAAUUGUAAGCAGGGAGGAAGAACCGUGGAUGAGUACACACAGGAAUUCUAUCGACUAUCAUCCCGCAACAACUUACACGAGAGCGAGGCCCAACAGAUGUCUCGAUAUACAGGGGGGUUGAAGAUGGCGAUUCAGGAUCGUGUAUCUCUACAGCAGACCUAUACCUUAGCAGAUACGGUUAGCCUAGCCGAGAAGGUGGAGCGACAACUCGGACGAAAUAGUAAAGGUUCAUGGGCAGCUUCCGACGGGUCGCGCACAAGCUUUAAUCAUGGUAAACAGUCCCAAACAGUUUCUGAUCAAGAUACUACAACGAAGAAGGGCAAGGGUCCGACGACAACAACUACAAAGAAGACUACACCCCCGAACCCAUAUGCCAAGCCUGGCCCAAUCAAGUGCUAUAGAUGUGGACAGCCUGGUCAUCGAUCCAAUCAGUGCCCUAAAAGAGGUGUUGUGAACAUAGUGGAUCGUAAAGAUGAAGUUAUAGACCGUGACGAAGCUGAAGACUACGAUGAUGGAUUGGAUCCUGAUGAUGAUGGGGAACAACUCUCAUGUGUUGUGCGGCGUCUAUUAUUGGCCCCAAAGACAGAAGAUCCCCCGCAGAGGCAUAACAUCUUCCGCACGAGAUGCACUGUGAAACAAAAGAUCUGUGAUGUCAUCAUUGAUAGUGGGAGCAGCGAGAAUAUUGUCUCUCGACGCAUGGUGAAGUUAGGAUUAAAGACAGAGAAGCAUCCCGCCCCUUACAAGAUUGGUUGGAUUCGAAAGGGUAGCGACGUACAAGUUGAUGAAGUGUGUCGGGUAUCUUUUUUCAUUGGCCGAACUUAUAUCGAUGAGGCGUUAUGUGAUGUAAUUGAGAUGGACGCAUGUCAUAUCUUAUUAGGCAGGCCAUGGCAGUUUGAUGUUGAUGCCACACAUCGGGGAAAGGAUAAUAUUUAUAUAUUUAAGAAGGAUGGUCGACGAAUUAUGCUCAAGCCUCUAACUGAGAAGGGGCCUGUCAAUACCAAUGUGGCUGAAAAGAAGACUUUGUUGGUCGUUGACAAUGAAGAUUUUAUGAAAGAAGUGAAGCAGUCCAACGAGGUUUAUGCUCUUGUUUUGUCGGGAAAGGAGGAUUCUACCACAGCCGAAAUUCCACCUGGAGUUCAAACCCUCUUGCAGCAGUUUGAUACAGUUAUGCCUAACAAUCUAUCCUCUGAAUUACCAAUGCUUCGAGACGUGCAAUAUCAGAUUGAUUUCACCCCUGGAUCUCGACUACCAAAUCUGCCACACUAUCGGAUGAACCCGAAGGAAGGAGAGAUUUUGCAGAAGCAGGUGGAUGAUCUCAUCCAGAAGGGUCUUAUAUGGCCUAGUAUGAGUCCGUGUACCGUACCAGCACUACUAGUCCCAAAGAAGAAUGGAGAGUGGCGCAUGCGUGUGGACAGUAGGGCUAUCAACAAAAUCACUGUGAAGUAUCGAUUUCCUAUCCCACGCUUGGAAGACAUGCUAGACAUGUUAUCUGGAUCAAAAUUGUUCUCAAAGAUAGAUCUCAAAAGUGGUUAUCAUCAUAUUCGGAUUAGGGAAGGAGAUGAGUGGAAGGCUACUUUCAAGACAAAAGAAGGCCUGUACGAGUGA
Messenger RNA from Asparagus officinalis (garden asparagus), 1806 nucleotides. RefSeq lists its product as uncharacterized. The coding region runs from base 1 to 1806 and encodes 601 amino acids. Lineage: Eukaryota; Viridiplantae; Streptophyta; Magnoliopsida; Asparagales; Asparagaceae. The record is from RefSeq and is a predicted model, not a curated record. Gene Ontology annotation, molecular function: nucleic acid binding; zinc ion binding. The transcript has a single exon.